Messenger RNA from Dermochelys coriacea (leatherback sea turtle), 6118 nucleotides. RefSeq names its product Rho related BTB domain containing 3 (gene RHOBTB3). The coding region runs from base 279 to 2219 and encodes 646 amino acids. Gene Ontology annotation, molecular function: GTPase activity; GTP binding; ubiquitin protein ligase binding. Gene Ontology annotation, biological process: regulation of proteolysis; proteasome-mediated ubiquitin-dependent protein catabolic process. Gene Ontology annotation, cellular component: cytoplasm. NCBI's taxonomy places the organism in Eukaryota, Metazoa, Chordata, Testudines, Dermochelyidae. The transcript is spliced from 15 exons. The record is from RefSeq and is a predicted model, not a curated record.
CGAGGCGCAGAGAAUGCUCUAGAACGGCCUGCGAGUCCCCGCCCGGAGCGCGCGGCGGUUUCAGAGCCUCCGGCCGAGGGCAGCGGCAGCGGCUUUGCCUUUUCGCUGCCCCGAGGAACCUGCCACGCAGCGGCAGCGUGCUGGGAGCACGCAGUUCUCCAGCUCUAGUGUUCAAAAUAUUGACACGCGGAUGGGGACACUUACGUCAAUUCUUGUCUGAAGCGAGGAAAGGCUGCCGCUUGGUUUAUGACACAUCUUAUAGCUGAAGAACAUUCCUGAUGGCAGGCUCCCUAAAAGCAAGCCUGAUGUCUAUUCAUGUUGUAGCCUUUGGAAAUGAAAGAGAGAGAUUUUCUGAAGACAAUCGGCAAUCAAGUCUGAUCUGGACCUAUCUUGGGAGAAGUGCUCUCAUUUCAGUGACUGAAAGCAGUUUGCUGCUGAACUCUGCCAACCAUGUUGGAAAUCCUGUGUUUACUGAAUAUCAAGCCUGUGUGUUUGGAAAUGUCAGACUGGUGGUACAUGACUGUCCCCUUUGGAUGAAACAGGAUCCAAGUUUGAAAGUCUCUCACCCUUGUAUGUGUAGUCCUGUUGACUUCAGUGGGACCAGACCUGACAUUUUUGACAGUGACUGGUAUACCUCUCAAAAUCUUAUUGGAGGAGCUGAUAUCAUUGUGAUUAAAUACUCUGUAAAUGACAGAUCUUCAUUUCAAGAAGUAAAGGACAGUUAUGUUCCAAUGAUAAAAAGAGCAUUAAAUCAUUGUUCAAUUCCAGUCAUAAUUUCCGCUGUUGGCGCAAGAAAAAGUGAAGUUCCUUGUACUUGUCCACUGUGCACUUCAGAUAGAGGGAGCUGUGUUACUGCUUCUGAAGGGAUUCAACUCGCUAAAGAGCUAGGAGCUACUUACCUUGAAUUGCACAGUCUCAGUGAUUUCUAUAUAGGAAAAUAUUUUGGAGGAGUGUUGGAGUAUUUUAUGAUCCAAAGCUUGAAUCAGAAGUCCUCUGAAAAAAUGAAGAAAAGAGAAAAAAGCCACAAGUGUCAUGGAGUUAAACCACCUCAGCUCGAACAGCCAGAAAAAAUGCCAAUCUUAAAAGGUGAAGCCUCGCAUUAUAAUUCCGAUUUACAUAACUUGCUGAUCUGCUGCCAAUGUGUGGACGUGAUAUUUUACUCAGAAGAUUUAAAGGAAGUAGUAGAAGCACACAAGAUUGUUUUGUGCUCUGUAAGCCAUGUCUUCAUGUUACUUUUCAAUGUGAAGAGUCCAGCUGAUAUUCAGGAUUCCUCUAUCAUAAGGACUGCACAGACUCUGUUUGCAGUGAACAGUGAGGCUGUGUUUCCAGUUUCUAACCAAGGUUCACCAUGCGGCCCACCGGUUAGAGUCAUUGUUAAAGACUCUUUCUUCUGUUUUUGUUUGUCAGACAUUCUGCACUUCAUUUAUUCAGGUGCUUUCCAAUGGGAAUUGUUAGAAGAAGAUAUAAAAAAGAAGUUGAAAGACCCAGGAGAAGUUGAGCUCGUGCUUGAGAAAGUUAAAUGUAUCCUGAAAACUCCAGGAAAGGUGAAUAGGGCAAAGAAUUGCAGAUCUCAUCAGACAGCAAGACCCUUGCAGUUACGUGAUACUUCUCUCAGGCUUUUCUUUAACACAGAUGUGUUAGCUGAUGUCAUCUUCCAAAUACAAGGUGCUACUGUACCAGCCCACAGAGCAGUCCUAGUGGCUCGCUGUGAAGUAAUGGCAGCUAUGUUUAAUGGAAGUUACAUAGAAGCAAAUAGUUUUCUGGUUCCAGUUUAUGGGGUUUCCAAAGAUACUUUCCUCUCCUUUCUAGAGUAUCUGUAUACUGACUCCUGUUGUCCAGCCAGUAUUUUGCAAGCCAUGUCUCUCUUGAUUUGUGCUGAGAUGUACCAGGUAUCCAGACUCCAGCAUAUCUGUGAGCUUUAUAUCAUCACACAGCUGCAGAGUAUGCCUAGUAGGGAAUUAGCGUCUACAAGUCUCAGUGUUGUCAGCUUGCUCAGAAAAGCCAAGUUUCACAACUCUGACUGCCUUUCAACUUGGCUCCUUCAUUUUAUUGCCACUAACUACCUCAUCUUCAGUCAAAAGCCUGAAUUUCAAGAUCUUUCAGCGGAAGAACGCAAUUUUGUUGAGAUUCACAGAUGGCCUUCCAGUAUGUACCUGAAACAGCUUGCAGAUUACAGGAAUUACAUCAACUCCCAGAAAUGCCACUGCAUAGUAAUGUAACCAGAAGACUGAUUAUUCACAAAGUGUUCAUAGACUGGAGAAUAACAGGCUGGGAAUUACAUGCAGGCUAUUAAAACUGUAACAGGGAUGAAAAUAAACAUUUGAGUCCUGCUGUACUCUCUAAUGCGCUUGCUAAUAUUCUUUUCAUUAAUAAUGAAUUACUGUGAUGUUUUAAAGGAAUUAAGAAAUAUACCAUUGGACAGCAUAAGGAGUUAAUCAGGCCUGGUCUACACUACAAAGUUAGGUCAACGUAAGCCGCAUGUGCAUGUGUCUAUACCUAUGUUUGUCUCUUACUGAUGCAAGUGCCCCGUUACAGCAAUGCAGUAACACUACCUCCCUCCCAGCAGCAUUAAGCCAUGGUUGAUGUACUGAGUUCGACGCAGCGCAAGUGUAAACACUGCGUUACUUAUCUGAAUUCUAACAGCCCUCCAGCAGCUGUUCAACAGUGUCUGAUGAUGACCUCUUUGGUCACAAUUGUGAAUGCCAUUGUCCAGGGGUCAUGGAGUCUGGAAGGCCCUCCCUCUCUUUUAAAACCCUGCAGAUUUUGAAAUACCUUUACCUGUUUGUCCAGCUGGAGAGCACACCUAGCAGCUCUCCCAUUGUUGUACGCAACUAUGCAGCUGACCAUGGCGGCUACAUGAUCCAGACACACUCCAACUUGGAAUAGACAGGAGAUAUUGGAUCUCCUGGGCCUAUGCGGAAAAGAGGCUGUGUAAGCACAGCUAUGGACCAGCCAUGUUUAUCUAUGAACAGCUUGCACGGGGUAUGCAGGAGAAGGAGUACGACAGGCCAGCUGCAGUGCUGUGUGAAAGAGAAGGAAUGGGUCAGCCAUAUCGAGAGGCCAGCAGUCAUUCUGGUGCUAACCCGCAGACCUGCCACUUUUACAAAGAGCUGCAUGCUAUAAUUGUCAGAGACCCUACUGAUAUCCCACACGUAACCAUGGAUAACUUUGAGGAGCCCAAGCCGCAGGUCCCUGCAUGAACGACUAGGAGGAGGAUGGGGGAUGUGCAACCAGGGAGCUCCACCUAUGCGGGGAGCCAGGACCUGUUUUGAGACUCCACCACAGUCCAGUCAGUCCCAGCAGUCGAGCAUGGCUGCUGCCAUUGUGGUUCUGAGAGGUUCUCCCCUCCGCACCUGAGGAACACCUGAGCUAGAUAAGGAGGAGAAAGAAAAGGACUUAGUAUGAUGUGUUCAAUGAGAUCCUGCAAACCAGUGCUGCGUGAGACUAUGAGAAAAGGGUCUGGAGGGUGAACAUGACAGACAGUCUGGGGAAGGAAAAAGCAGAGAGGAGAAGGAGAGGGAGAUGCACCAAGACAUAAUGGAGCUUCAACAACAAACAGAUGCUGCAGACUCUUGUGGAUUUAGUUGCAACAAUCCCAGUUUUGCCUUCCUUUGCAGUCCGUGGGAAACUCCAUAACAGCACCUCCCUAUGCUCUCCCACCCUACGUUCCAUGUCCAUGGAUAGGGACUUUAUCCCUAUCCCUACCACUCUACCCCAGCAGACAUUAAGAACAACCACACCCUCACAUAAACUGAUCUGUGAAAGCCAUGGUUGCUGUAUAUGUAGAUUAAUGGACAGGAAUGUUCUUUCCACUGGUUGUUCUGUUUCAUUAAUUUAUUAAGUUUUUAAUGUAUUUACUUUUAAAUUGCACAGAUUUUUCUUUGCACUGGUUUUGCUACUGAAUAAAAUUAUAUUAUUUGGCAAAUAAUCUUUUAGUUCACAACACAUGCUUCAAAGUGCCCAGCAGUUCUGAAAGCACCUACUUAAUUAUUACUCUACAGUGUGGCACAACUCAUAGGAUCAGUGACAAACAGCAUAAUAAUCAUAAAUGUACAGCAAGCACCACAAAAUUAAGAGGGGCAUUGACAGUGCUAUAUUCAUAGAUGUACACUACACAAUUCCUAACUGUCCCCAAAACAGCAGAGCCAGGUAGAGCAGAGUACACCACACAUGACUGUGGCUCACUGUUAAAAUGCUCUUCAAAGUCUCUCUGAGCUGUGUGGUUCAGUGUUGAGCUCUUCUAAUAGCCCUUGUGUUUGGCUGUUCUAACUCAGCAGACUUCCAGUCCACUCUGGUGGAAACUUUUCCCCCUUUGCUUCCCUGAGAUUAUGCAGAACACAGCCGGCAGCUAUAACCAUUGGGAUGUCUUUUUUUUUUUCACUGAGAUCCAGUCUUGUGAGUAAACAACACCAGCAUCCCUUCAAUCUUUCAAAAGCACAUUCAACUGUCUUUCUUCACCUGCUAUGCCAAUAGCGAAAUCUUUUCUUGCUGCUAUUGGAGUGCUUCAUGAGUCAGGGGAGCAAGGCGUAGGCUGGGUUCCCUGGGAUUGCUACUGGUAUUUCAACAUCACAACGUCAUCAACAAAAGUCCCUGCUUGUAGCUCUCUGAACAGUCCUGUAUUUUUAAAGAUGCAAGCAUCAUACACUUUCCUUGACCAGCCAAAGUUAAUGUCAGUGAGGAGACCCUAGUGAUCCUCCAAUGCUUGCAUAACUGUAAAAAAAAGUAGCCCUUUCUGUUGCAAGAUAGGCUUGUCCCAAAAUAGGGAGAUAGAUAUAUAUACUAUCUUUGCUUCACCGCAAUUCCGGAAUGCCAUUACUGCAAAUCAGUCCAGUAUGUCCUGCACAUUGCUGAGUCACAGUCCUGCAUAGCAAGAGAUGAUUAGUGGUCUUGCACACUUGCAUGAUAGUGGAUUUUCCAAUUCCAAAAUAGAUUUUGCAUUUACCAGUAGCAAUCUGACACUGCAAGUUUCCACAGUGCAAUCACUACUCUCUUCUCCGCCAUCAGUGCAGCUCUAAUUUUGGUGUCCCUGAACUGGAGGGCUGAGGCAAGCUCGGCCCUCAGAUUCAGGAAUGUGGCCUUGUGCAUUCAAAAGUUCUGCAGCCACUGCUCGUCAUCCCAACCCUGCAUUAUGACGUGAUCCCACCAAUCAGUGCUCAUUUCUUGGUUCCAGAAGUGGUGCUCUACCAUCUGCAGUUGAACACCAGCAACAAACAACUUUGAAUUGGUUCUUGCUAUGUCCCAGAGCAGUCUGUGCUCCAAGAUAUUGUUGUGUUCCCUGCUUAUUUGGUUUGAGUUACAGCUCUGCGAAGAUCAUGUGUCCUGUGCUCUCAAUGCUUACGACAAUAGUGCAGAACUGCAAGCGUCAUGCUUCUAUCAGAUAUGGACAUUGAGGAGGGCUGCGUAGGUUCAUGGGGAAAAGGCAUGAAAAUUAUGGGAUAUAGAUGACAUGGCAUGGAUGGGAUGAAAACAAUUGCAAACUGGGAAGUUGGCUUCUUACCCCCAGUCACCACGCUUGACGUGUUUCUGCCCCACUAUACAUUGCCAAAACAUCCCAAAAGACAGUGCACUGGACAGUAGUGGGUUGCACUAAGAUACCUUACCCUGCAUUGACACAAGCACUCAUGAGUAUGUGCAAUACUUGUGCAAGGAGCCACAUAUGCAUGCCCAUGAGUGAUGUACUAACAGUGGUAGCUUUAUGCUGAUGUAACUUGCGUCAACCAAAGUUUGCAGUGUAGACAUGGUCUCUGUUGUUUAGCUGCAACCUGUUUUCCCUAAGGAUUCUUUGCUGCAAUAGUGGUGGUUUUAACUUUUAACUUUUGUAAAUCUUUUGUUUAACCUAUGGGUGAGAUUUUCAAUGACGUUGGGUACCCAGCUUUCCGAGGCGCUUUUGAAUAUCCCACCCUACCUGCUUAUUUUAGCCUGUGAUUAUCACACAAUCCUUGUAACAUAUGGGCUUGCUCGGUAAAGCAUAUUGUCAAAACAUUGGGGUAAGUGUAUAACUAUUCCCUGUAUAAAUUGCCCUUACAACCACAUGAACUGGUAUUUUCUCUCUAGCUAGGUGCUUAUAUGGCCCCUCAUUGUACUGUGUGAGCGCCUCCUUUGUAUUUAAAAAUAGAAA